ACGUUCGCGUUCCACUGCGACAACGGGGAGCUUGUUGACUCGCUCUCAGUAGAAGCCGGAGCUCGCCGUGCAAGGAACAAAGCGAGAACGCUGGAGCUAUGGGAAUUAAUGCAGCCGACAUUGACGACCAGUCGCUUCUCCCUUAUUAUUUGAAGCCCGUCGACUUGGUGAAAGCGGCCGCGAGGUCCCAGCAGCGGUGGAGCUGCUGGUGCCAGUAAAGAACCGAAUCGGCGGCGGUCCAUAUGGGGGGGUCGUUGCCGAUUCUAGCGCAGUAGGAGUGAGUCGAGCGGGCCAGUGGCACAAUGCGGAGUGAGGCGGCUCGCUACAAAAACACGGUGAAAUGAACCAGUGUGCGAGCAAUGGACGCUUCGCAGCUCCAGCAGUGGCCACCAGCAAACUCUUUAUCGCCUAGCCCUGCUAACUAUGGGAGCUUUUAGCUUGUUGUGGUGCUUUCUUCCCUCGCUCGUAGCUUGGUCCGCAGCGACGAUGAAUUGGAGCAUCCUGACGCUGCUGUUUGUGUUACUUGGUGACAUUGCAGCUCAAGUAGAACCAACUUCAAAAGCUGCUUUAGCCCCUCCUGGUAAAUAUUCCCACAUUGAUCGCACAACAGGAAAGCAAAUUUACUGUAAUAAGUGCCCUGCAGGAACCCACGUGUCUCAACAUUGCACGUCAACAUCACUGCGAGAGUGCAGGCCUUGUAAAAAUGGCACUUUCACCAAACAUGAGAAUGGCAUUGAACAUUGUCACACCUGCAGUCCCUGUGUUUCCCCAAUGAUUGAAAAAUUCCCCUGCACUGCCUUUUCUGACCGUGAAUGCACUUGCCCACCUGGUACUUUUCUAUCCAACAAAUCUUGCGUGGCCUACACAGUUUGCGCCAUUGGUUGGCGUAUUCGGAAGAAGGGAAGUGAGACAGAAGAUGUCAAGUGUAAACCAUGUCCUCGUGGCACUUUUUCCAAAGUGCCUUCUAGUUCAAGGUGCAAAGCUUUCACCAAUUGUUCAGAACAGGCUCUGGUGAUAAUAAAACCAGGAAACCGCGAAAGGGACAACAUCUGUGGCUUACCAAGCACAAUUCGGAGUACAGCUAUCAACUCGCCAAGCACAGAGUCGACUCGUGACAACAAUGCAGUUCUACCUGAUGCCUCCAAUCUAUCAGGUAUUCCUGACCAAUCAAGCACCACUGCUGCAUCUGCAACAAUACAUUCAAUCAGUGGAGUCACCAAAGAAGCACACCUUUGGCAUUCUCCCCAUUUGCGCCCAAAUCCUGCUCUUUCAGCUUCAAUGAAUUUUUGGCCAGCGAUGGAAACCUCAAGAACAGAUGCUGAUUCCAGACCUCGCAGGAAAGGCCCACCAAGACCAAGUGCACACAAGCACUUUGACAUCAAUGAACAUUUACCAUGGAUGAUUGUUCUCUUUCUACUGUUGGUGCUGGUGGUGACAGUAGUCUGCAGCAUCAAGAAAAGCUCCCGUGUGCUGAAGAAAGGCCCCAAACAAGACCCCAGCAGCAUUGUUGAAAAAGCUGGUCUUAAGAAGCCGAUUACUCCUACCCCAAAUAAAGAGAAAUGGAUAUAUUAUUCAAAUGGCCAAGGUGUUGACAUUCUGAAACUUGUGGCAGCUCAAAUUGGUAGCCAGUGGAAGGAUGUGUAUCAGUUUCUUGCCAAUGCAGCUGAACGGGAAGUAGCAGCUUUCUCCAAUGGGUAUUCAGCAGAUCAUGAGCGAGCUUAUGCAGCCUUGCAACACUGGACCAUUCGAGAUCCUGAAGCCAACUUGGCAAAACUCAUCAGUGCUCUUCGUCGCUAUAAACGAAAUGAUGUGGUGGAAAACAUCAGGGGACUAAUGGAGGAUACCUCUCAGCUGGAUAUCGAGAAGCUUGUUCUGGCGCCCAGCUGUAAAAAUAGUCUGACUCCAAAUCCAGCUGUUCCCAACUCAACUGUUGAGCCAUCUUCAGCUGAUAAGACAAAAGUUUUUUUUGUUGAUGAAUCAGAACCUCUCCUUCGCUGUGACUCAACUUCAAGUACUUCAUCUUCAGUUCUUAGUAGAACUGGGUCCUUCAUUUCCAAAGAGAAGAAAGAUACCAUUUUACGACAGGUACGUUUAGAUCCUUGUGAUCUGCAGCCUAUUUUUGACGACAUGCUUCAUAUUCUUAACCAAGAGGAGCUCGGAGUCAUAGAAGAAAUACCACAUGCAGAGGACAAACUAGACAAGCUCUUCGAGAUUGCGGGAGGCAAGAGUCAGGAUGCCAGCCAGAAACUCCUGGAUUCUGUUUAUAGUCACCUACCUGACCUCCUCUAAUCUUGUGGCAUUGUACAUGAUUAGUCAUUUGUUGGUGGUGGUAAAGGCCAUUCAGUGCCAGUAAUCUAAAAGCUUGAACUUGCUCAAGCUGUUUGGGGCAAAUAGCUCAUCAAAGUGGUGAUGUUCUCAGGUCAUUCACUUUGAUCUCUGGAAUUGGAAGUUUGCUUCCAUUGAUUUGAAGCAUGGCAUCCACCUGGCAUGCAGAAGCCAGAAAUUUGGUCAGCCUUUCAUUGCUUUUUAUUUUCAUUAACUGAAACAGCAUUCCUAGGCAAAUUGUGUGCACUUUUUAAUAUUCCAUUUACUGUAUUUAACUGAUAUGGGAUAUUAUUCUAUGUACUCGUGCACUAACUUUUAAACAACUUGAGUAAAAUUGAAAUAGUGAUGUCUUCUAUGGAGCUUGCUUUGAUUUGAUUUUAAAUGUGCUUGAGUCUGGAUGCUAAAUGUUCUGCUUUUAAUCUUUUUCUCAGUUUCAUUGAUUUUUGGCUUUUGCUGUUGAAAUGGCUGCAGAAGUAGCUCUGAUUCAUAAAAUCAUACACUUGGAGCUUUAAUAAUCAACAUAGUACUUGAACCAAGCUGUUGUACUUGUUACCUUUUACACUUAUUUUCAACAGCUUUCUAAAACAGGAAUGAAAUGAAUGUUGAUGAGAACUGCUUAAUAGGAUGCCACAAGAUGAUUCUGGGAUAUUGUAUUAAUUUGUCAUAGCUGGUAGAGUGCUGUCUGUGGGAGAAACUACUUUGUGGUUACAUUUCCAAAAGAGAAUCUUAACAUUGCUUCACCAGUUGGGAUGAUAUAGCUGGUUAUAUAUCAAGCAGGACUGGUGCUAUACUGCAGAUCUUUUAGCAACUGUAGUGGUACUAAUACUGUCACAAACUACUUGCUACAUAUGUAUCAAAGAAAACAAACCUAUUUUUAGCAAACUGGUCAGCAAAGAUGGAAAAGGAUGUGCUUGCUUUGGUAUUUUUUUUAAAAGAGAAACUACUUGGAACAAGUCUGUUACUGGUCCAGUGUGAUACUAAUUUAUUCAGGGUACAAAUAAUUGUGUUUAUUACUAUUAUCUGAUUAAAAUCAUGCGGCAUUUAACUCCACUGACUAUAUCACAGAUGCAAACUGUUUAACAUGGUACAUCCUAAUAAAAGUUAAAACUGCUUUUUUUCCAC
Pristis pectinata (smalltooth sawfish) is the source of this 3447-nucleotide messenger RNA. RefSeq names its product tumor necrosis factor receptor superfamily, member 21 (gene tnfrsf21). Lineage: Eukaryota; Metazoa; Chordata; Chondrichthyes; Rhinopristiformes; Pristidae. The transcript is spliced from 6 exons. Gene Ontology annotation, biological process: negative regulation of myelination; negative regulation of B cell proliferation; negative regulation of T cell proliferation. The coding region runs from base 424 to 2289 and encodes 621 amino acids. The record is from RefSeq and is a predicted model, not a curated record. Gene Ontology annotation, molecular function: protein binding.